AUGUUAAUGCAGGUCAACAAUAACGGUGUCAUCUCGUUCUUGGUGAGUGUUUCGCAAUUUACCCCCGAUCCGUUUCCACUCGAUGAUGGCCGACGACUUUUGACUCCAUUCUGGGCUGAUAUCGACACGCGAAAUGGUGGGACUCUAUCCUAUCGACAGGUCUUACGAUACGCCCAAAACGACGGCAUAUUCCUCGCAGCCGAUGGAAUUAUAAGAGCAUCAUUUGUUGACAUGAGAGAUUUUGUGUCAUCAUGGAUGUACAUCGCGACCUGGGACAGUGUAUCUUUCUACGGUGCUUCUGAUACCUCCAUCAGGAAUUCCUUUCAAGCUGUUAUGGUGACAAAUGGCCGAUACUCCUUCGCCAUCUUUAAUUACGGUGAUAUCAACUGGACAACAGGAACCGGAGCUCAGGUUGGAUUCAACGCUGGUGACGGAGUGACCUUUUACAGUGUCCCUGGAUCUCGGACAGCGGCCGUCGUCGAUAUCGAAACGACAUCGAACAUCGGUGUACCUGGAAGAUGGGUGUUCAGAACAGACAACUCCAACAUCGAAGGACUAGAAUGUACAACCUCCGGUGACAUUUCCUUGUUCCCAUUGGUUGGUUCAAUGCUUGGCGGAACUCAGGUUCUCAUCAGCGGACCGUGCUUCAACGCUAACAGCCUGAUUGUCUGUGAGUUCGACGGAAUCGAAACUUCUGGAAGACUUCUGGAAGACGAGAUCGCCCUCUGCAUUUCGCCGAAAUUCUACAAGGUUGGACAGAUUCCCUUGCGCGUGUCUCUAGACGAUGGAGUCACGUUCGAUUUCACAGGAUUGUUCACAAUUAUCAGUGUCGAGGACGUUCCUGACAAUGUUUUUUCCUCGGUAACGGAAAGCAACCAAAGAGAGUCGGACUUCGAGAUCACGUGGAACACAGAUAACCUUGAAGGCGUGGAUGAGGUUGACAUCGUUGUCUACGGCUACCGAGAGGAGUCAGAGGACAAUUUCGUGGAGUUUAGGGGACCUUUGGUCAUAGUCGCAGAGGGCGUUGACUAUCAUGUCGGUUACCACACCGUUUCAGGGCUACUGGACCCUGAAAUACAUGUCGACGUCGGUGUUAUUGGGGUCAUGGAAUCUGAAGGUCAAGGGGGAAAUUCUAACCGGGCUGCCAUCUGGAGCAAGGUCCAUGUUCUACAGUGGCACAACGGCGAUGACGUCACAAAUUGGUGCAAUGAUUGGAUUAGAAAAGAAGUUCUGUCUGAUAUUUCCUUUCUGUCUGUCACGCACCCGUGCCCAUGUACACUUGACCAGGCCCAAAUCGACAUAGGGAGGUUUAGUCCGCAUCCGCUGUGCGAUAUUGGCAUCUCGUCGCCUAGCAACUGUAUCCAUAAACCUGGGGCGAUACACUGCGUACGAGCAGACACACCGAGCACACUAGGAGGGGGGCAGGAGUGUUGCUAUGGUGAUGAAGGAAUGAUCAUCAAUGUCCUUGAUAGUCUGGGAGGAGGCUACAGUCAUCGUUACCACCAUGGGGGCGUUACCCCAUAUGGAGAACCUAAGAAGGUACCAUAUAUGUCGCACUACCUCGUCGACAUCUUGCCCUGGACCUACUGCUGUACUUACGGUGGACCAGAUGAGUGCACAAAUUUUGGUCGUCAUCGGCCUUCUCAAACUUGCAACAACUACUUACCGCCUCCUCCAGCAUUGGGCAGUGGUGAUCCACAUAUUUCAACUCUUGACUCGACCACGUACACUUUCAAUGGUCAUGGUGAAUUUACUCUGCUGAACGCGCUGAAUGACACCUUCAUCUUACAAGCAAGAGCGGCUCCUCUCGUUGGAACGUCUGAUGCAACGGUGUUUGUUGCCAUGGCAGCACGAUUUGGUGAUAGUGAUAUAAUUCAUAUUCAAACCAAUGAACGCAGGGUUCUUGAUGCCUAUGUCCGACUAGCCGGAGAUGGACAACACUUCACACGGAUUGAAUUCGACCAGGCUUCUCGAUGGUCAUAUUCAGGGGUCUCGGUAACCGGUCGCAACAUUACCUCAGGUGGAAUCAUUGUAGCUUUCGACGGAGGGCUAGGUCUGAAUCUAAAAGCAGCAGAGGGGGCCAUGAGCAUUCUUCUUGUAGCUCCAGACUCUUUCCGAGGUCAAACGCAAGGCCUGAUGGGAACGUGGAAUGGUAAUGCCAGCGACGAUUUCCUAACUCCUCAAGGAUCUUUCCUCUCACCCGAUUUGACUACUGAGCAGUUGCACUACCAAUUUGGAUUACUGUGGGAAAUCGAUGCAGCAGAAUCGUUGUUCUAUUACGAACCGAGCAAUGACCACGAAUCUCAUACCGACCGCACUUACACUCCUGUCUUUGAGCCUGUCGCCAACCCUUCUGUAGACCAAAGCCUUGUAUUAGAGGUGUGCGGUACGAACCAGUUCUGUAUCUUCGACUACCAGACAACGGGGUCGCAGAGUUUUGCCCAGAAUUCCGUGAAGGCACUUGUGCAAUAUCAGCAGACAGUCGACAACAUAGCAUCGUUCGUGAGUUGCCCAACUCUUCCCGCCCCUGCUAACGGAAGUGCCAUCGCGACGACCUACAUGGCAGGGGGCGUGGCUAGAUUCGUGUGCGAGGCCGGCUAUGAACUGAGUCACGUGGUCAACUUAACCUGCCAAUCAGAUGGUGCC
This is a messenger RNA of Strongylocentrotus purpuratus (purple sea urchin), 2646 nucleotides long. Its product is annotated as sushi domain-containing protein 2-like. Lineage: Eukaryota; Metazoa; Echinodermata; Echinoidea; Camarodonta; Strongylocentrotidae. The transcript is spliced from 13 exons. The record is from RefSeq and is a predicted model, not a curated record. Gene Ontology annotation, biological process: cell-matrix adhesion. The annotation marks the transcript as partial.